AUGUCAGUUGUAGGCAUUGAUGUGGGUUUUCAGAAUUGUUACAUCGCUGUUGCCAGGAGUGGCGGCAUUGAAACCAUUGCGAACGAGUACAGUGACAGAUGCACUCCGGCUUGCGUGUCUCUGGCCUCAAAAAAUCGCACUGUUGGAAAUGCUGCCAAGAGUCAGAUCAUAACAAACUUUAAAAACACACUCCAUGGCUUCAAAAGAUUCCAUGGUCGAGCGUACGAUGACCCUUUUGUCCAGGGAGAGAAACCCAAACUGCCUUACAGCCUUCAUAAACUGGCCAAUGGCAGCACCGGUUUUAAGGUACGCUACCUGGACGAGGAGAAGGUGUUCACCAUUGAACAGGUGACGGCCAUGCUGCUUACCAAGUUGAAAGAGACGUCGGAGAAUGCGCUGAAGAAGCCUGUGGUGGACUGCGUCAUAUCUGUGCCUAGCUUCUUCACUGAUGCAGAGAGGAGAUCUGUGAUGGAUGCCACUCAGAUUGCUGGGCUGAACUGCCUGAGACUAAUCAAUGACACUACAGCUGUGGCUCUGGCAUACGGCAUCUAUAAACAGGAUCUACCAAACCCAGAGGAGAAGCCCCGGAAUGUUGUGUUUGUGGACAUCGGUCAUUCAUCGUACCAGGUUUCUAUCGCUGCCUUCAAUAAGGGCAAACUGAAGGUUUUGGCUACAGCCUUUGAUCCAUACUUGGGCGGGCGUAACUUUGAUGAGGUUCUAGUGGAGUAUUUUUGCGAGGAGUUUAAGAAUCGUUAUAAACUUAAUGUGAAGGAAAACCCCAGGGCUGUGCUAAGGCUCUAUCAGGAGUGUGAAAAACUCAAAAAGCUCAUGAGUGCCAACUCCUCCGACCUACCACUCAACAUUGAGUGCUUCAUGAACGACAUUGAUGUGACGGGGAAGAUGAACAGAGGCCAGUUUGAAGAACUUUGUGCUCAGUACUUGAUGAGAGUUGAGGCACCUCUGAAAGCAGUUUUGGACCAGUCAAAGCUGAGCAGAGAGGAGAUAUAUGCUGUUGAAGUGGUGGGAGGUGCCACCAGGAUUCCAGCCAUUAAAGAGAGAAUCUCCAAAUACUUCUGUAAAGACAUCAGCACCACGCUGAACGCAGACGAGGCUGUGGCACGGGGGUGUGCCCUGCAGUGCGCAAUCCUGUCUCCAGCAUUUAAGGUGCGUGAGUUCUCCAUCACUGAUGUGGUCCCCUUCCCAAUUACUCUACGCUGGAAAUCUCCCACAGAUGAGAGCUUUGGGGAAUGUGAAGUGUACAGUAAGAAUCAUGCAGCUCCGUUCUCCAAAAUCAUUACCUUCCACAAGAAGGAGCCCUUUGACUUAGAGGCAUUUUACAGCUGUCCACAAGAACUCCCAUAUCCAGAUUCCAGAAUAGGUCGAUUUACAGUCCAGAAUGUUGUUCCGCAGCCUGACGGAGACAGCUCAAAGGUAAAGGUGAAAGUGCGUGUGAACUUGCAUGGCAUCUUCAGCGUGUCUAGUGCGUCUCUGAUAGAGAAACAGAAAGGGGAGACAGAUGAUGUGCAGAUGGAAACGGAUCCCACUAUACAGAACGAGGGCAGGCCAGAGGAUCAGACUAAAAUGCAGGUGGACCAAGAAGGCCAAGGGGACCAGCCUACAGAGGAGGGAAAAAUGCCAAGAUCUAGCAGUAAAGAAGGCAUGUCAUCAAAUAAACAGGAACAGGGGGUGGGCAGCACCAAACCGAAAAUGAAAGUGAAAAGUGUGGAUCUGCCAAUCUUGACAAACGCCCUCAGACAGCUGGACAGGGAGGUGCUCAAUGGCUUUGUGGAGGAUGAGGGGAAGAUGAUUGUUCAGGACAAGCUGGAGAAGGAGAGGAAUGAUGCAAAGAAUGCAGUGGAGGAGUACGUGUAUGACCUAAGAGAUAAACUGUGUGGAGUCUAUGAGAAAUACAUCACUGAAGAUGACAGCAGUAAGCUGACUCUAAUGCUUGAAGAUACAGAGAACUGGCUGUAUGAAGAGGGAGAGGAUCAAGCAAAACAGGUCUAUUUGGACAAACUGGCAGAGCUCAAGAGAUUUGGAGAGCCCAUAGAGGAGAGGCACAGGGAGCAGGAGGAAAGGCCACGGGCUUUUGAUGAACUAGGCAAGAGGAUCCAAAUUUUCAUGAAGGCUGUGGAGGCAUAUAAACAGAAGGAUGAGCGCUAUCAGCACCUGAGUCCUGAGGAGAUGAAUGUGGUACAGAAGAGUGUGAAUGAUGCCAUGACCUGGAUGAACACCAAGAUGAACGCCCAGAGCAAACUCACCAUUGCUCAGGACCCAGCAGUCAAAGCAGCAGAGAUCAUCUCCAAAAUACAGGAAUUGGAGGAGGUUUGCAACCCUGUGAUAAACCGACCCAAGCCCCAAAUCGAGGAGCCCACAAACGAGGGUGACAAGAACAGUGGGGCCCACAAUGGGCCGGCAGCACAACCAGCAGGAGCAGAGGGCAAGGGCAGUGGCAGUCAGCAGACAAAACCUCCCUCUGGGGAAAUGGAAGUGGACUGA
Molecule: messenger RNA, 2499 nt
Organism: Chanos chanos (milkfish)
Lineage: Eukaryota; Metazoa; Chordata; Actinopteri; Gonorynchiformes; Chanidae
Gene: hspa4l
Product: heat shock protein 4 like
Exons: 19
Coding region: 1-2499 (832 amino acids)
Biological process (GO): protein folding
Cellular component (GO): nucleus; cytosol
Molecular function (GO): ATP-dependent protein folding chaperone; ATP binding
Source: RefSeq, a predicted model, not a curated record